Molecule: messenger RNA, 2182 nt
Organism: Pectinophora gossypiella (pink bollworm)
Lineage: Eukaryota; Metazoa; Arthropoda; Insecta; Lepidoptera; Gelechiidae
Product: zinc finger protein 28 homolog
Exons: 4
Coding region: 551-1900 (449 amino acids)
Biological process (GO): regulation of transcription by RNA polymerase II
Molecular function (GO): DNA-binding transcription factor activity, RNA polymerase II-specific; RNA polymerase II cis-regulatory region sequence-specific DNA binding
Source: RefSeq, a predicted model, not a curated record
UCUUAUAUUAUUAUUACAAUCCAUGGACCUUAUCCAAGGCAUAUAAAUAACAAUAACACAAGAGGCCACCUUACUACUAAUAAAGAGAAAACCAGCCCAGUUACAGGUUAGGUCACUUACUUCCGAGAAAACAUUUAUCGGGUAAGUAGGUAUGUGGGUUUCCUCACGAUGUUUUUCCUUCAUCCACCAUACAUGUUAAUCAUAGUAGAUAAAGUUUUUUUCGGUAGUAUACCAACUUACAUAUUUGUAACCUAUACAUUUUUGAUUGGUCGAUAAUAAAGCCCACAAAGUAUAUAGAGUUACUUGCGAAAAAAAAAAAAAAACAAUGGCAGUAUUGGCAGUUGAAGGUUAAAAUGGCGGUUUGUAUUUCUUUGACAAUUUGUUAUUUGAAUUUGUCAAAGUAUCAUUUUUUGAUGUUGUUUAAACGUGUGUCAUCAUUCCGGUAACAUUUUACGAUGAAAGUUGAAACGUCGAUACGGGACGCGAUUCCGCUUCUUAAAAAAAUACUUAAAAAGCUUUUAUGUAAUAAUAAUUGAUUCAACUUUUCUAGAUGACCAUGGAUGAAAUAGAAAUCCAGGAAAAUAAUCUAUCAUCACAAGUAAUUACGGCUCCUUCAGAUAGCAUAACAGAUAAUGCCGCUCAGCCUCCCCAGUCCUCCUUACUGUGGGAAGAAGAAGCUGCAAAAUUUGUAUGUCAUAUGUGUAAGAAAACAUUCUACAACCGCAAUGCCUUGCAAAAUCACAAAAACAUGUCUCAUGAUGUCAAUGACUCUAGCAGCGAUGGAGAUAUAAAUUGGAGUUCUUCUUUCAAAUUAGAACAGAAUGUAAAUAGCCUGUUUGGUUUCAAAUAUAUACCACUUGUGGCUUCUGGUGAUACAGAAAAGCACACAGAUGAAAAUGGCCUCACAAUAUGUGUAUUUUCUGAAGAUACUUCUUAUCUGAUUGUCAAAGUUGCAGAGGAUGAUGUUGAUAGCAUUGACAAUAUUAAAAAGUCUCACCUUGAUGGCAUAGUCCGAAAAAAUCAAAUGAAGACUGGGAAACUACCUGUCGAUCUCAGGGGUCCAUUUACGUGCACGUUUCCUUCAACGCUACGUCCAGAUUUGCAGUGCCGGAAGAUUUUUUUUAAUUGCUGUGAAUAUUCUCUGCACUAUCGUGAGGAGCACACCAAGCGACGCAAGGCCGCGUUGAGGUGUCAGGUGUGUGAAAAGCGACUCGAUCGAGAUUUUAACGCAAGCGACGCAAUCCCAGCGCAACUACACACUGAAAACAGUUUCACCUUCUCGUGUCGGCUGUGCGGGUUGAAGUUCCCAGACAGCUUCAAGUUCGACGAGCACAACCGUAUCGUCCACGCUAAAAUGAAGCCUCACCAGUGUUCCAUCUGCUUCAAACGGUUCACCCAGCAAGGCGGACUACAACAACAUAUGCGCAUGCACACCGGCAUACGACCAUUUGCCUGUACCUUUUGUACGAAAGCGUUCACUCAGAAGGCGGGGCUCGACCAACAUCUCCGAACUCAUACAAAAGUGAAGCCAUUCAAAUGCGUUAUAUGUAGUAAAUCUUUUUCCCAAUCUGUGCAUUUGCGACAACACAUGCGGACACACACUAACAUCCAGCCCUUUCAAUGUUCCAUUUGCGGGCGGAGGUUUAAGCAGAGUAGUCAUUUGAAUUUCCAUUUGAGGUCGCAUAUGAGCGACGCGAGUUCGCUAGUAGUGGAGACUUAUGCGCACGUCCAGCAGCAGGACCAGAUGGAGUUCCUGAAUCUGGCGAGCCUGCAGCAGGUGCAGCACGGGGAGACGCUCUACUACGCUGCUGAGCUCGCCACGCAACCUAACAAUCUCAACAACCCUUUUGAAUACCCCACAUCACAACCGAAUAUGCCCGAAAAUGGACUGUCACUGUAGCCUUAGUUUUAAAACAUUGUUUAAUUUUUUUGCAUGUGUACCUCUGAUUCAAUUAGCAUUUUAAUGAUACUCGUAAUAAGUUACUUAUUCAUGUUAGUGUUUAGUAAGUACUCCAAACACUUCAAAUCUAAAUAUUUACUGUACUUACCCAGUUACUUAUACUUUAAUCCCUGCGCCGCCUAGAUGGGGUCGACUCCCAGUAUCUCACCAAUCCUUUCCGAAAAUGGAUUGGCGGCAUUGUUGCUGUAGUUUCAAAAUAUUGUUUAUUUUUGCAUGCGCAUG